AGCGUUAUCAUACUUGUAUUAUUGGUUGCGGAAGCUAUAGCUAUUGUCAUCAUGGAAAGUUUCAUCAUCUUUUACCAUUCAGCAAUGUUUUCACAGUGCCAGCUGACUCUUGUUGCGAUUGGCUUAAGCCAAGUCGAUCUUAUCUAUCAUGGCUUGUUCGCCAUAACACCUAUCUACCAGAUUCUUUUAUAUUUGGAUGCUUUGCAUCAGAGAAAUACAAUUCAUAUACUGAUAUUGAUCCUUUUUGGUAAGUCCCAAUACCAUUUUCCACUACGCCAAUAUUCACUGAAAAUGCUUGCUAUCAUACGAAAUGAAACCAGCUCUACUAUUUAUUUCAAAGAUACAUUUGACGAGCUGAUAUCCAAUAUGAAACCAUUCGAAUAUGCUUGUUUAGUAUUUGUCCCAGUCUGUUUUCUCUUUAUGGUGGCAGGCAUCAUUUUCCUCUACCGAAGUUUCAAGUGGAACACUUUGACGUACCAUCUUCAACGAUACCCCGACGGAGACAGUUCUUCUUCGUACAAAAAUGCAUUGAUUGCUUGGUCAACUUUCACUAGUCUGCUGAAGCUCGAUUUUUUCUUUUUGCUAGCUUAUUCAGUACAGCUCAUACCAUCUGCCACAGUGGGCUAUGAAGUGCCUGCUUUUGAAGGUGUACUUAUUUUCUGCCUCAGUUUAAUCAUGUUAUCGAUUGCUAUGUAUUCUGCUAGAACCGAAAACAUGAAAUCGUUAAGUUUCUUUUGUUUGGCUUCGAUUGGAUUCAUAGGCUAUUUUGGGUACAGGCUCUUUACGUUUGGUAUCCAUAGAGAGGGAACAACAGGUGAUCCGUACGCGUUCACGAGAUAUAAUUUAGUAUAUGCCACUUUGACCGUCAUCCUCUUAAUGAUAAUGACAUUAGCCACGAGUUUAAUUUGCAUU
Molecule: messenger RNA, 912 nt
Organism: Mycotypha africana
Lineage: Eukaryota; Fungi; Mucoromycota; Mucoromycetes; Mucorales; Mycotyphaceae
Exons: 3
Cellular component (GO): Golgi apparatus
Source: RefSeq, a predicted model, not a curated record